Messenger RNA from Eruca vesicaria subsp. sativa (arugula), 1122 nucleotides. The record is from the annotation of a GenBank genome assembly. Lineage: Eukaryota; Viridiplantae; Streptophyta; Magnoliopsida; Brassicales; Brassicaceae.
AUGCUAGACAUCGAUCUCCGUCUUCUCCUUCCCUCAUCACAAUCCGUUUACGUGCUGGUGUUUUACUUCGUCUACUUAGCCGUUGCUGGAGAAAUCCUCCCUGGAAAAGUUAUCCGCGGCGUCGUUUUAUCUGAUGGCUCUCAGCUUCGUUACCGAUGCAAUGGUCUACUCGCACUGACGUUGCUGGUUGCUAUUCUGGGAAUCUCUGCGAAACUCGGCGUUUUGUCACUUCUUGUGGUUGCUGAUAGAGGACUUGAGUUACUUUCAGCUACUUUUAUCUUCUGUGUUUUGGUGACAUUGGUAUUGUACAUUACAGGGCGCUAUUCUUCGGAUAAGAGUUCUUCUCUAAAGCCUCAUGUCUCAGGAAAUCUUGUACAUGACUGGUGGUUUGGAAUACAGUUGAAUCCUCAGUUUAUGAGCAUCGAUCUCAAGUUUUUCUUUGUCAGAGCCGGGAUGAUGGGAUGGCUGCUUAUCAAUCUCUCUAUUCUGGCAAAAUGUUUCCAGGAUGGUUCCUUGAGUCGGUCCAUGAUACUUUACCAGAUUUUCUGUGCGUUAUAUAUAUUGGACUACUUUGUUCAUGAAGAAUAUAUGACCUCCACGUGGGACAUAAUUGCAGAGAGAUUGGGCUUCAUGCUGGUGUUUGGAGAUCUCCUGUGGAUUCCUUUCACUUUUAGCAUCCAGGCAUGUAACUGCCCGGGCUGGUGGCUUUUGUACAACAAAGUAGAACUGUCAGUUCCUGCUAUUGUUGACAAUUGCUUUGUGUUCUUAAUAGGGUACAUGGUGUUUAGAGGGGCUAACAAGCAAAAACAUAUCUUUAAGAAGAACCCUAAAACACUUAUAUGGGGCAAACCUCCAGUGGUGGUUGGUGGAAAGUUGCUUGCUUCAGGCUAUUGGGGGAUUGCAAGACACUGUAAUUACCUUGGCGACUUGAUGCUUGCUCUGUCUUUCAGUUUGCCCUGUGGAAUAAGUUCGCCGGUUCCAUAUUUCUACCCGAUAUACCUCCUAAUACUGUUGAUAUGGAGAGAAAGAAGAGACGAGGAACGAUGUGCAGAGAAGUACAAGGAGGUUUGGACUGAGUAUCUUAGACUUGUCCCCUAUAGAAUCCUUCCUUACGUCUAUUAA